Fomitopsis serialis is the source of this 381-nucleotide messenger RNA. RefSeq lists its product as uncharacterized. The coding region runs from base 1 to 381 and encodes 126 amino acids. NCBI's taxonomy places the organism in Eukaryota, Fungi, Basidiomycota, Agaricomycetes, Polyporales, Fomitopsidaceae. The record is from RefSeq and is a predicted model, not a curated record. The transcript has 2 exons.
AUGGCUGCGGGCGGUGCCCUUCUAGGUGCAGCUCUAGGUCCCACUCUCUUAUCCAUAGUGCUACAAGCUGUAGGGUCUGAGAUCGCUAUGAUGAGCGGAGCGCCAGAUGCCGUUGCGUCACUCUUGAAAUCGGCACUGAAGAGCAACGCUGCUGGUCGGACUGUCACGGUGCCACGGUUCAUCAAGGAGAACAUCGAACGAACACUUAGAGUGAGGAUGAAGUUCCUGCACAGGAAAGUGGUCAAAACGGAGAAAACUGUGCACGACCCUAGCCCUAUCGGGGCGGCUUCCUCGACGUGCCAGCCGAAUGCUCAGAAGAGGGCCGAGUUAGAUGGUACUAUUCGUAGUACACCCCCGAUUCGCAUACGGAGCAAGCUCUGA